Macroventuria anomochaeta is the source of this 249-nucleotide messenger RNA. RefSeq lists its product as uncharacterized. The record is from RefSeq and is a predicted model, not a curated record. Bases 6 to 206 code for a protein of 66 amino acids. The transcript has a single exon. Lineage: Eukaryota; Fungi; Ascomycota; Dothideomycetes; Pleosporales; Didymellaceae.
CGUGUAUGGUCAACCCGGAUGAGGCGAAUUUGAAGGGCAGAGUCGGGUUCGUGUUCGGCGGUUUCGCUGCAAUUGCGACAUUUGGUUCGUGGCUGCACGUUCCGGAGCUCAAAGGGCGAACGAACUGUGAGGUUGACACACUGUUCGCAGCUCAUGUACCGCCGAGGAGGAUGGACUCCUAUCAGCUCGAUGAGACGAAUGCGUAAGGGAACAAGAAGGUAGAAGAAUAUGUUGCAUUAUAUGAUUGGG